Molecule: messenger RNA, 262 nt
Organism: Podarcis lilfordi (Lilford's wall lizard)
Lineage: Eukaryota; Metazoa; Chordata; Lepidosauria; Squamata; Lacertidae
Source: the annotation of a GenBank genome assembly
AUGGGCUCCAAGAGCAAGUGUCUCUUGACCAGGCCUUUCCGACACCAGGAAGACUAUUACAAGCCAGGAGACCUGAUUGUUGGGGGGAAUCUACCCCUCAUCAGCGCCGUCGACUUGAUGAAGUACUUCUACAUUCCUCCCCAAGACCAGGAAUACUGCUCUGACCAGUAAGUGUCUUCAGGAAGGCUCUGUGUUGCCCUGGCUUCAGUGAUCUGCGUUAAGGGUGAUGCUGACAUCUGGAAUUCCCUGGUUCAGAUUUUGA